Molecule: messenger RNA, 2174 nt
Organism: Camellia sinensis
Lineage: Eukaryota; Viridiplantae; Streptophyta; Magnoliopsida; Ericales; Theaceae
Source: RefSeq, a predicted model, not a curated record
CCUCCUCCACUACCCCUGUGUCUUCUCUCGCUCUCUCUCUCAUCAAAUUUUUAAAUUCCCAACCUCCGAACCAAUCAUCCCCUAAAGCCCUACUGCAAAGCUCUCUGCGAGUGCCUUUGGGGAUCUAACCACAUGAAUCUGAUUCCUCCCCUGUUCUGAGAAGGAGAUUGAUUACUCAUCACAUCAAUCAAUCGAGCUUAUGAGGCAGAAACCGUUGUUUAUUAUUGAGAAGUAGGGGAAUGGGUCGAUGUUCACCGGAGCUUCAUUGAUUGAGGUUAGAGCAGCCGGACUGUUGCCUUCCCAACAUUUGGCCUACGCACUGUGCAAUACUUAAAUGAAUUCUACGGCUUUGUUAGAAACCCAUUGGUCCAACAGUUAAACUAAUUAGAGAGGGGUGGGCCUUUUCUUUUUUGUCCCCCACCCCCCUCUUAAAGUGUAUCAUAGUUUAUUCAUUGAAUUAGAAUUUCAUUUAUCACUUGUCCUCAAUGGGAGACACCUUUGACAAUCAUGGUUUAAGAAAAAACUCCAAUGUGACGAGUGUCAUCACCAAUAAAAAGGUGUCUAAUGGCUGUAUGGUUGCCUCUAGCCCUAAGUCUUUCUCACAGAAAUCACCAAGACCAAUAAUUUCAAAAAAUCAUAAAAUAAUUGGAAGUGGUCCUGCUGGUGAGGCAGCAUUGUUUUUACUCAAGGUUGCUUUAUUAGAGAUAGUACGGAGGUUCUCAAGGAGAAGAUUUCCAUUUGUAUGGUGUGGUAUGCGAGCUUUGCAAGUUCUUUGCUAUCCACCAUUCAAAUGGAUCCAAAGAUGGGUUCCUUUCAAGGGAUUGGUGAAUAGCAUGCAGACAUUAUCGAGGCCAUUAUUAGUCCUUUCUAUUGCAACUGCAUUCUCUGAUCGAUCAGGCAGGAAUGUCACCUCAAUUCCUAUUGAUGAUUCUCAAGGCCUAAAUGAUUCUGAGGCAUCUUCAGAAUCACAUUCUGAGUUAUCUCCUGUGCAGUCCACUCUUGAUACAAGGAUUCUUGAUGAAGCUCCUCAAAGUCAAUCAUCUACAGAUUGGUUGCUUCAGCUUUAUGCAGAGCUGGAAAAUCAGGGCAUUGUUUUACCAGAAAGAAUUAACGAGGAUGAACUCCGGAGAUUUUAUAUUACUUCAAAUGGUGAUUUUUCAUGCUUGCUAUCAUCCGUUAUAAAGACAAUCCGUUGGAGAGAGACUUAUAACAUUCUUUCAGGACAAGAACUUGAGAUGUGGUCAAAUAUGGUCUUUUGGCAUGGAAUUGAUAUAAAGUACAGGCCCUGCCUUAUUGUACGCCUCGGACUAGCUUGCACCAGCUUGCCAUCUCAUGAAAUACCUCGCUUUGUUCAAGCUGUUGUAUCUCAGGUAGAGCACGGAAUUCUGCAUUUAGUUGACCCUGAAAAUUCUCGAAUUACUGUUAUAGUGGAUUGCAAAGGGUUGUCACCUCUGAGAGUUCCCAUGCAAUUAAUGAGAUCAUGUUCCGCUAUCUUUCAAGAUCAUUAUCCAAACCGUCUUGGCUUUUUGUUUGUUAUUCGGCUUCCUCCAAUUGUUCGUGUUAUUGCACAAACUUUUAUUAAAGUUUUGAAACCAGAAACCCAACAAAAGCUGAAAAUCCAAGGGGAGAAGUACCAGAAGCUUCUCACGGAGAACUUAAAGACACUUCCGGCAUAUCUUGGUGGCAAUUGCACAUGUACAAGAUGUUCAAACCUCAACAUCUCCAAAACUUGGCUACCUCGAAUCAACAAGGUGAAGAUCAACGGGACACAGAGAAAAGUGGAUAUUGUCCGCACUAAGGACGCGUCAUUGCCUCAUCUGAGUUAUCGAACUGAUAUCCGAAUGAAUGGCAACUGUGACCGGGUUUUCCAAACUAUUGUGGUAGGAAUCCUCAUAUUCUGGGUUCUGAUUGCUUUUGUUGCCGGAAUAUAUGAUCCGGAAAGCAGUCAGACUUUACCAUCCUGAGGUAAAAGGUGAACCAACCCUUUUUGUUUUCAUUUCCCUUUGGUUUUUCCUAUGAUUGUGUGUGCAUAUGUCAUACGAUUUUAGUUUGAUUGCAAUUGGUCUGUAAUAAUUUGCUUGUUAUAUGUGUGUGUGUUUUUUUUUUUUUUACGGUUUUUGAGCAUUUAGUUUUUUUUGUUUGACCUAGGAUAUUCCUAGUUUGUUUGUUGUUUU